Molecule: messenger RNA, 4257 nt
Organism: Anopheles coluzzii
Lineage: Eukaryota; Metazoa; Arthropoda; Insecta; Diptera; Culicidae
Product: mucin-5AC-like
Exons: 3
Coding region: 3123-4157 (344 amino acids)
Source: RefSeq, a predicted model, not a curated record
AAGUAUUUUAAGUAUUUAUAUGAUGUUUUUGCAGCUUUUUUAAACAGUUGUGGGUCAGCUUUUAACUUUAAAAGAGUUAUUUAACGUUCACGAGGUGUUCACGGCUGUCACAAAUAUAAGAUAGCUGUUAAUUUUAAAUGAAUAGGAAAACAGUGUACACACUCCGAUAUGUAGACCAAUUUCGAUAUCGUGGAUAUUUCUAUUUUUAAACCGACCCGUAUCAAACUUAUGAGGAUCUGUGCCAAAUUAGUAAAAAUCCAUUAUCAAUCUGAUGAUGAUGAUGAUGACCCACCUCUCUGACCCACCUGUACAGGAUUGAGAUGUUCUAGGUUUUUUGUGAUAAUUUGAUAAAGCUACAAAUAUUCAAACGGGUUGAUGUUUGAAAGCUGAACGAAAGCGUAAAGGUAUGAUGAGUUACUCACCCAAUCUACACAAUCUUGUGUCACGUCUGGUGUUAUGACAAUACGUUUAUCAGAGUUAAUUUAGCUUGCAAUUUACAUUGUAUUUAUUUGCUUCUAUUUAGCUAUUAAUUGCUUUUGUAUAAUAGUCUUGUGAAGUGUGAUAACAGUUCACUGCAGCUACAUCUGUUUGCAUUCCCAACGAUAUCUACCUUGAAUGGCCAUUGAGUCAAUUCGUGCAUUUCGACUUUCACACUAUUUUCUUUUGAAUGAAGUCAGCAGUAGUGUUGGGUCAUACGAUUCAUUUCACGACCCGACCCGGAGUCGGGUGCGAGCCAGCCGGAAUCGAUUCCGACCCGUGGGUGCAGCGGGUGCGCUAGGUCAGAGUCGGAAACAAAUCCGACCCGUGGGUGCAACGGGUUCGGGUCGACCCGAAAGAUCAGUAGGUGCGAGAAAGCAUAAGCGACUCCGACCCGUUGGUGCAACGAGAUCGGGUCGGGUCGGGCCACGGUAGGUUCAGUUCGGGUCGAAUCAAGGUAGGUUCAAUACCCGACCCGAACUCGCUGCACCAACGGGUCAGAGUCGCUUAUGCUUUCUCACACCUACUGAUCUUUCGGAUCGACCCGAACUCGCUGCACCCUCGGGUCAAACUGAACCUACCGUGGCCCGACCCGACCCGAACUCGUUGCACCAACGGGUCGGAGUCGCUUAUGCUUUCUCGCACCUACCGGAGUCGUUGCACCCACUGAACCUACUUGUACCUUUCGGGUCGACCCGAACGACUCCGGGUCGCUUACGGAUAGCUUCGACCCGAUAGGUUCGGGUCGACCCGCCCAUCACUAGUCAGCAGUGGCAAGAAAAUUCCCUCAGAUUCCCCAUUACAUAAUUUUCCCAAAAUUCACAGAGUCACACAAUAGUACAAACCAAACCAUUUGGAUUUGCGGACUCAUUUGUAGAUGUGACUCAAAAUGUUAUCAUUGAUUUACGGGUACGAUUGCAACGUAACAGAAGAUCAUAGCGUAGAAUAAAAUGUGCUUAUAUUUCCCCUGUUAUUCAUACAAUCACAAUUAUAGUCCAGAUAAAUGUUAGUUUUUCAGCUGUUAAGUUUGAAAUGAAGUUUGUGCGUAGCGUCAGGCUGCACCAACUGAUACAAACUUUGUCGGUAGGGUUAUGCCUUCCAUCUCCCAUUGGGAGUAAUCUAUAAUCGUACGAAACCAGUAUGAUAAACCCAUAAAUCCAUAAACUCGGACGGCUGGUGAACGAUAGGCCCAUCUAUCACAAACGAUUUGAAACAAUAUCGGGACACCUGUAAAACAGCCUCUUAAUGCUUUCCCCAAUACUCAAUUACGCAGAGAAAAAAAAAAAUUACACAACUGGAAAACGUCGCUCAUGCGCGGGGUGUGCCACGGCCAUCACUGCAAUGGGGACACUGCUCAGAUGAAAUUUCGUGCUUUAUGAGGUCCAUUAAUUCGUGCGUCCUUCUCAGUAUGGUCUGCGUCUGUUCACCAUGGUCUAAUCAGUCACGGCUGAAUGUUUCGGCCCUAUGUAGCCCGGAACGCUGGACCGUAGUGAUCAGUUUCUUUUCUAACACAUUUUUGGUUUCUGUGUUCUUGGUGGAUUAUCAACCAUAAAUCAUUGCUUCGUCAAUGAGCCUCCCCGCCCCUCGUUCUCAUCAAGGUACCGCUAAUGCCCAUUCAAGCACAAGAACACGGCCUGGUUCGUGAAUCGAAAAAAAAGGGAAUAUUUUGGCAAAAGUGAAGGGAAUUGUCCUGACAGAACUCGUCUCAUUGUUGUAUGCAAACUUUGAACGUUUAUGUUCCGUGCCACAGAAAAAAACAACAACAUAAAGACAAUUAAAUAGCAAUUUUACGAGGUACAGAUUCCAGGUCCCUUUCGAAAAAUGUGUUUACCGCUAUAACGCGGCUCUAUAACAACGCUGUAUAAGAUGACAUAAUUUUGUCUCAGGUGAAUGCCGAGAACGUCAACGAACUGACUGGGCUACUUUUAAUCGAGUCAAAUCUUAACCCCUGACCACGAUCAACAAAAAACAAAAAUACCCACGUGCAAACAAGCCUAUCUUUCGCUAUCCGCAGCAAACAAGGCGCAUGGGAAAAGGGAAGGCCACUGUGUGGCGUAGAAAGAGAGAAGGAGAGUGAGAGUGAGAGAAAUGAACCGAAAAAUCGCAAUCAUUUGAAAUCACCUCACCGUGGAGUUGGGCAGCUAGGCACGUUGGAGUAGCAUGUUGCGCUCAUCAACCGUCGCGGCUUGCUCAGUUACGAACGAACACCGCACGCAAGCGCAGGUGCUAGGCAAAAGGCGUCUUGUGCAGGUGGUGCCCAGUCGAUUUGGUUGAUCCAUAUCGGCCACCGUUUCUCGAAGUGGAUUAAGACGACCUCAGUCGUCGAUACAUGUACACUAAGAGUGGAUAUAUUAAUUUCGGUGAUGUCAAGUGUCUAGUAGUGUGUUCAAUGUUGAUAGCGUGCAACUCAUUCUUAUGGCAGGGGUUUUGUGGUAGAAACGAUUCUUACGAAAUUUGCUACAAAAUUCGUUCAUAAAGUAAAAACGGUGGUUUCAUGUUAAUACACUGAGUAAGAAAGCGCCAGUGUACUGACAUUACGGCAUCUGUAGCGUGCUGACGGAAUAGCUGUGCGAGCAGUGAAACGAAUUCAGCAUUCCCAGCACUGUAUCGCGGCAACCACAGUGAUCAACAAUCUUCCUGACAACAUGAAGGCUAUCGGAACUCCCACAAACAUCCCCCUCAUAGGAUGGGUGCUAGUGGCGGUUGCAAUUAUGCAUUGGUAUCAGCCGUUGGUGGCAACGUACAAUGUAGCGGAACACAGACUGGACUAUAUAAAAUUAGGUGAAGGUCGUGAGUAUAACUAUCACUAUAAUGAUGGUGUGUCAUCCGGAUAUGACAAGCGUAAAUUUUACAAACGCCCCCAAGCUUUGAAGCAGCCAUACACGCUCAAGAGCUUUGCAUCGCCGGUAGAGCAAAUUGCGACGAACGAAUUCCAGACACAACCUCAGCAAACGUACAUGACCCAGGAGAGUCUGCUGCCGGUGUACGAGUCACACGAAAAAACGGUUAACUUCGUACCUGCGGAAUACUCAUCUUCCAAACCUGCCACCGCGCAAAGAGAGUCGCCAUACACGUUGACUCAGUCCACAGGACCCGUUUCGUACACGGGCAGUUUGGCUGAGCGAGUCAUCCAGAGGAUUCAAUUGCAUCACCCACCCAGCGUAAAGAACAUCAGUGUGCCAACUUCCAUCAGCAGCAGCAGUGGUAUCAUUAGCGGUAGUACAGCACACUUCCAGUCGUCAGGUGUGCAGUAUAACCAACAUCCUGGAAGCUACCAGUAUUUUAACGCACAUCCAGCCCCAACCGAGUACGAGCUGGUGCGACCCAUAAGCAAUUUUCCACCUCCGAGGCCCUACAUUGCUCCGACAUUGACCACGACCAAGGCACCGUAUGUUGCACCAUUCCUGCAAAGAACUUCCACUACUACUACGACGACGACGACAACGCCAGCCCCACCGAGCAGACGGCCUCCGUACGUGGCGCCGGGGGUCACGAACGAUCCUUUGCUUAGUUCAGUGUCACUCGCUAACCAGCUGAAGUACUCCAGCUCUAGCAGACCUACUACGGCCAACCGUCCAGCGGCCACGGCCAGUAACGGCAGUGGCAAUCCAACGUUGCAACCCUACGAGCCGGAAUUCGACAUAGACAUACGGAUCGAUUUGCGCGAUGAUUCCGCGUAGUGGUCAUAAAUCUAUACUAGUAUAAUUUAAGCUGCCUAUAACGAUACACCAUUAUUUCAUACGCCAACGUGACAAAUAAAAUGUUCAAUACCGAAUUCGA